This is a messenger RNA of Entamoeba invadens IP1, 1530 nucleotides long. RefSeq lists its product as hypothetical. The record is from RefSeq and is a predicted model, not a curated record. The annotation marks the transcript as partial. The transcript has a single exon. Lineage: Eukaryota; Evosea; Mastigamoebida; Endamoebidae.
AUGUUUAUCUUGUUGUUUGUAUUGUCUGACAGCCUAAAAUGGUGUAAAAUAGAAAACACAAUUGUUUGUGUUUAUACUAAUGUUGAAUGUCCAACUUCGUAUGGGUGGAGUGUAGAAGGGUUUUUAAUAUCAAUAAGUGAAUAUGAUAUGUAUACAACAAUAGGAUGUGGUAUAAACACAGAACAUAAUGUAAACUUGCCAGAUGGAACCGAAUUAAAAAUGAAGUUUACAAAUAAGCAAAAAGAGUUUAGGCUUGAAGAUUAUUUAGUCAACAAGAAGACUGAAAUUAAAAGAGAUACAUGUAAUAUAGCAAAUUGUAACAUUUGUUCACAAAAUAAUCCCAAUUUUUGUUAUAUUUGUAAUGAUAAUUAUUAUUUAGCCAAUCGUAUUUUACCAGAAUGUGUUCCAUGUAAAAACGCUAUAUGUAAACAAUGCAAUUCGAAUCCAUCAGUAUGUUCUUCUUGUUAUGAUGGAUUAUAUUUAAACAAUGAAUUUGAGUGCGAUUAUUGUAGCAGUAAUUGCAAAACAUGCAGUUCUAAAGAAAUGUGUACAGAUUGUAAUACAGGAAAAUAUCUGUAUAAUGGAAAGUGCUUGUCAUGCCAAUAUUGCUAUAAUUGUGAAACUCAAACCGGAUGUAGACAAUGUUGGAAUGGUUAUUAUCAAGAAAACAAUGGGUGUACGCCAUGUGAUUCAAAUUGCAAGACAUGUUCUUUACAAAGUACAAACUGUCUAUCUUGCAAACAAGGAUCAUAUAUUCAAAAUAAUAAAUGUUUAAUGUGCAGUUCUUAUUGUACAACAAACAAGUGUGAUACCAUCCAGGGUUGUACUGAAUGCAUGAAUGGUUAUUAUAAAAAUAAUAUGACUUGUUUUAAAUGUCAUGAAGAAUGUCUGACGUGUUUAAACAACCAAGUAAAUGGGUGUUUAACAUGUGAGAAUGGAAGGUAUUUCAACAACAAUCAAUGCGUUGAAUGUGAUGAUAAUUGUGAAAUAAACAUGUGUGAUGUUGUUAGUGGAUGCCAAAAAUGCAAAAUUGGAUAUUUUCCAGAAGAAAAACGAUGCUCUCCAUGUAGUAAAAUGCCAAAUUGUAAAACAUGCAGUCAAACUGAAAAGUAUCAGUGUAUUUCUUGUGUAGACAGAUUUGUAGUCAAUGAUUAUCAAUGUGAAUGUCCUAACCACCUAUACCAAAACACUUCGAGCACUUGUGACGAAUGUUACAAGAAUAAAUCUAAUUGUAAAUUGUGUCAAAAAUAUGGAAAUUAUGAAGCGGAAUGUAAGGUGUGUUAUCCGCCUUUUGAACUCAAAGAAGGAAGUUGUGUCGAAUGUCAAAGCAAAACAAAUUAUAUUGGAAAUAUUUGUGUAAAUAACAACGGAAAUUGUGAACUUCAGAAUGGAGAAAAUGAAUGCCUGAAAUGUCCAACCGAUUUUUAUUUAAGGAACAAAACAUGUAAACCUUUUGACAACAAAAAUUUGUGUGAAACAAACUCGAAAAUUACAUGUGAAAACUGUGGAAAUGGAAUUACAACGACUGGA